GCGCCUGACAUCCCGGAAGUGGAGGCGUUGUCGUCAGGCCACGUGUUGGGGUGUAGAAGACAGCGGGGAGAAGUUUUUGCUCGGUGUGUGUUCUCAGAGAUCGGUUCCUGCUCACAUAGAGAUGGCUGUCCGCGCUUCCUUCGAGAAUAACAAUGAGAUCGGCUGCUUCGCCAAGCUGACAAACACCUACUGCCUGGUGGCCAUUGGAGGCUCGGAGAACUUCUACAGUGUUUUUGAAGGGGAGCUUUCAGAGACAAUACCUGUUGUCCAUGCAUCAAUAGCCGGGUGUAGAAUUAUUGGAAGAAUGUGUGUAGGAAACCGUAAUGGCCUUCUAGUUCCAAGCAACACAACAGACCAGGAGCUCCAAAAUAUAAGAAACAGUUUGCCAGACUCAGUUCGUAUCCAGCGAGUGGAGGAGCGUCUGUCCGCCUUAGGGAAUGUGAUAGCCUGUAAUGACUAUGUAGCGCUGGUUCACCCUGACCUUGACAGGGAGACGGAGGAGAUUUUGGCAGAUGUCCUGAAAGUAGAGGUAUUUAGACAGACUGUUGCUGAUCAAGUGCUGGUUGGAAGUUACUGUGCUUUCAGCAAUCAAGGAGGUUUGGUGCAUCCUAAAACAUCAAUAGAACACCAAGAUGAGCUAUCGGCUCUUCUCCAGGUCCCCCUUGUGGCUGGAACAGUGAAUCGAGGUAGUGAAGUCAUUGCAGCAGGAAUGGUUGUCAAUGACUGGUGUGCUUUCUGUGGUCUGGACACAACAAGUACAGAGCUGUCAGUAAUAGAAAGUGUAUUCAAAUUAAGUGAUGCCCAGCCAAGCACUAUUGCCACUAGUAUGAGAGACUCCCUCAUUGACAGUUUAACAUAAGGUUCCAUUUACAACCAUGAUCAUGACUGGUGAAGUUCAUCUGCUUCCUGUACUCGACCUAAACUGAACACUGAACUGCUACCAGAUGUCAUCACAGCUGUAUCGAAAUAUUUAAUUGUGAGCUGAAAUCUACAAAUCCCAUCCCUUUUGUUGCACCCAAGAAGGAAGCGUAUGUGUAGAUGCGCUGAUAAUAAUCAAUAUAUUGCAGAUUGAGCUAGGUUUCACUUUGCUUCCAAGCAUGACUUGUCUACUAACAAAAAUUAGAAUUUUAAGCUUCUGUUAACGUUUAAUUACAAGCAGAUAUGUAAAAUAAAAUUUGUAUUUUUUUCAUCCAUUAAGUGUAUGUAAUGGAUUCUGUUUUGAUGAUGUCCUUUCACAGCAGAAAUGUGGGCUGAGUGUACAAUAAAGGAAGUAUCUCUGCACAUUAGUUGGGUGAACCAGUAUUCCUCCCCUCUGUCAUACUGAUCCAAAGGCUUCUCUACUUUAGUAUCUGACAUAACCAGUGUAGUGCCUGGUCUCUGUCAGAUUUUCAUAAAGUAAGCCAGGCCCUCUAGUAUUGAGUCUCAAUAAAAAUCUGAUCAAUUCUUCA
Rana temporaria (common frog) is the source of this 1448-nucleotide messenger RNA. RefSeq names its product eukaryotic translation initiation factor 6 (gene EIF6). The transcript is spliced from 6 exons. Gene Ontology annotation, biological process: assembly of large subunit precursor of preribosome; maturation of LSU-rRNA; ribosomal subunit export from nucleus. Bases 122 to 859 code for a protein of 245 amino acids. The record is from RefSeq and is a predicted model, not a curated record. Gene Ontology annotation, molecular function: ribosomal large subunit binding. Lineage: Eukaryota; Metazoa; Chordata; Amphibia; Anura; Ranidae. Gene Ontology annotation, cellular component: preribosome, large subunit precursor; nucleolus; cytosol.